CUAACAAAUGCAAAGUCCCAAAGAUAGUCCACAAUAAACCCUUAAGUUCGCGAUAUAUUCGACUCAGUCCAUUCAAAUAAACCAUGAGUUGUGAAGAAGAAGUCGUUAAGAUCGGGAAAAAGCUGGAAAAGAUGAUAUCAAACAAUAGCACCGAUCACAGUUCAUCAGCAGACUUACUGAAGAAGCUUAAAGACAUAAAAAUGAAUUUAAAUGUGUUACAGAAAACUAGAAUUGGAAUGACAGUAAAUAAUUUCCGAAAGGCAUCAAAAGAUGAGGAUGUCAUUAGUGUAGCCAAAUCACUAAUCAAAGGCUGGAAAAAGCUAUUACCGUCAGGAGAUAGUAGUUCGUCACAAGGUGCUGCAAAAACAGAAAGUAAAAAAGACAGUAAUGGUGACACCCAGUCAUUAUCUCAAAGUGCAGGCAACUCACCGUCCUCUGAGGAGAAGCCAGCGGAGAAUGUUGACAGUGCCUUCUCCUCUUGUACAGCAGCACAUACCUCCGACCCAACACGUCUCAAGUGUAGAGAACUCCUUGGCAAUGCUUUGAAAGUUACAGAUGACUUGCAUCCAGAGGGCUUGGAUGGAAUGGGAGAUCCGGAAAACAUCGCAGGUCAUAUUGAAGAACACAUUUUUAAUGAAUUUGACAACACAAGUGUCAAAUACAAAAACAGAGUGAGAAGUAGAGUUGCCAAUUUGAGAGAUUUAAAAAAUCCACAGCUGAGGGAGAAUGUCCUGUUGGGGCUGAUAACCCCAGAAAAGAUCGCAAAGAUGACGGCAGAGGAGAUGGCUAGUGAUGACAUGCAGGAACUACGUCGUAAAUACACUAAAGAAUCUAUCGAUGAUCAUCACAUGGCUACGACCAGUGGUACCAAAUCUGACCUGUUCAAGUGUGGAAAGUGUGGAAAGAAAAACACAACAUAUACACAGCUUCAAACAAGAAGUUCUGAUGAACCUAUGACGACGUUUGUGUUCUGUAAUGAGUGUGGAAACAGAUGGAAGUUUUGCUAGUGAAAAAGAAGAGGAGACAUUUGAGUGCGUACUGAAUCCUUUAUGUUGGCUAGACCAGAACAUUGAUGUGUUGGCGUGACUUCUCCAUUCAACUUAUCAUUAAUUGUUCGGAACACUUUAAAAUUUAUCUAAUUGGUAAAAAAAAAUAAGUUUCUGAAAGAUGAGAAUUAUUGUUUGAAAAAGUUCCAACCAUUUAAAUGAUGGUGACACCAAAAUGUUUCAGUGCUGUAUGAGCAAGUUGUCAUAAUGGCCAUAUGAUCAGGUAUAUAUGUAAGGCUACAGGAGGUCGUGGCCUUCUUAAUGCUUCAUACAAUCAAACAUACGGUCUGAUUUCUACUGGAGAUUGUUGCCUCCUUAAUACAAAUAAAAGUAAGGUCUGAUUUCUACUCAAGAUUGUGUCCUCCUUCAUAAAACAACAGUAGGGUUUGCAAUACCUAAUGGACACAGGGCCAGGUAUUGUACAUACAAACAGUAUGGAUUGUCAUACCUUAAGGACACAGGUCUAGGUAUUGUACAUACAAACAGUAUGGAUUGUCAUACCUGAAGGACACUGGAUCAGGUAUUGUACAUACAAACAGUAUGGAUUGUCAUACCUGAAGGACACAUGUCUAGGUAUUGUACAUACAAACAGUAUGGAUUGUCAUACCUGAAGGACACAGGGCCAGGUAUUGUACAUACAAACAGUAUGGAUUGUCAUACCUGAGGGACACAGGGCCAGGUAUUGUACAUACAAACAGUAUGGAUUGUCAUACCUGAAGGACACAGGGCCAGGUAUUAAACAUACAAACAGUAUGGAUUGUCAUACCUGAAGGACACAGGUCUAGGUAUUGUACAUACAAACAGUAUGGAUUGUCAUACCUGAAGGACACAGGUCUAGGUAUUGUACAUACAAACAGUAUGGAUUGUCAUACCUGAGGGACACAGGGCCAGGUAUUAAACAUACAAACAGUAUGGAUUGUCAUACCUGAAGGACACAGGUCUAGGUAUUGUACAUACAAACAGUAUGGAUUUUCAUACCUGAAGGACACAGGGUCAGGUAUUGUACAUACAAACAGUAUGGAUUGUCAUACCUGAAGGACACAGGGCCAGGUAUUAAACAUACAAACAGUAUGGAUUGUCAUACCUGAAGGACACAGGGUCCGAUAUUGUAUAAAUUUUUAAGUCUACUAGAGAUUGUGGUCUCCCACCUGUUGCAUACAAACAACAGUAAGGAUUGAAACCUACUGGAGUUUGUGGUCUCUCACCUGUUACAUACAAACAACAGUAAGGAUUGAAAUCUACUGGAGUUUGUGGUCUCUCACCUGUUAUAUACAAACAACAGUAAGGAUUGAAAUCUACUGGAGUUUGUGGUCUCCCAUCUUCUACAUUUAAUAGUCUGUAGGAGUUUGAUUAGGGAUUGGAACAACUGGAGGAAUAUUAAUGGGAAUUUGCUUGUUGUCCUUUUUGGCAAAUAUAAGUUUGCAAAAUUUUACUUCAUUAAGAUGUAUUCUGAUCUCAUUAUACAUGUCAUUCAUUUUGAAUCAUAACAAUUUUGUAAGAUUUAGAGGGGAGACAUUUGUGGUAGACUGUUCUACACUUUAGUUAUUUUUGUUUAUUUUGUUCUAAAUAGUUUAUUGGUUUAACCUUACCGGAGGUAUCCAGUGUGAAACAGAGAUAGAUGUAUGGUUGUGGUCAUGGUCUUGUGUUAAAUUUAAAAGUCUGUAGGUUUUUUUUCCCUCUGAAAAUUUAAGCAAAUGGAAAGGAAACACUGGCUUGUUCACUGAUAUGGUGUAUGAUCCGCACGAAUUAUCAUGAAAGGUUUGUAUUGAGGAAUAAAUAGAAAUACCUCUGUUAAACCCAGAGGAAACAGAUAUUAGAUUUCAGAAUAAUUUCACUUUCUUUAGUCAUCUUUUCAGAAAAAAAUUAAAAGUCAGUUUUAGUGAUGUUUUAUUCAAAUUUAGUUCAAUAUAAUUUGCUUCUUAAUUUCAUGCCUUGAUUUUUUGGUGUUCAGAUUGAAAUGAUAUAGAGAAUAUCUUAGCUGUAUAUAAAUAUGUAUACAAAAAUAUUUCUGAUUUUCUGAACAUGGGAAAACAUCUUGAAUGACACUAUCAAGUCAUUAUUCUGCUUCAGAUAUAAUCCACCAUGUCCUUAAAAAACAAACCAAACUGAUGUUCUAUGUAGCUUUUUAGCCAUCAUGAUGUUCAUGGUAUCACGAGCUGCUCAAAACCCAUGAAGCUAUUCAUUCUAGAAUAUUUAUUAAUAUUAAAAGACUACUUCUCAAGAAAAGCAAAAUAGAUUCGAAACAUUUUGUUUUGUGGUCCUGAGGUUUGAGUGUUCAUUUUUCAUCAGUUUCAAUAUCUUGUCUUUUCUAAGAUAUAUUUACAUUUUUGCAAAUCCUGAUUCGUUUCUAUUUUGAAAUUUCAGGAGACGUGCUAGAUAUUAGUGUAAGAAUUCUGGCAUGUUUUAAGCAGAAAUAUCCGUGAUUUUCAUAUUCAUUUGUUCUGUAUCACUGAUUGAAGUUACACAUGUUUUGGGCGUUGAUUUUGUUUUUGCAUACAGACUGUAGGUGUUGCCUGUCUUCAACCUUGCAUUUGAUACAGAAUGACGUUUCAAUUUCCCAGUCUGUUAUAACUUAUGUUUCAGAUCAUUUUGUACAGGUUAAAUGUAAUAAUUUGAAAACAAACACAGCAUUACAUGAGAGUACAUGAUUGUCGACAUCUUGUAAACCACUAACCGCCAGCAUAGCGUAUGGAUUUGUUUGUGUGUUAAUAACUAAAGGUGUUGUAAGAUAUCUAUCAAACAUACGUUAUUAAACAGUUAAUGUUGAGAAAUAAAAAGGCAGAGGUUUUGUGGUAAAA
Messenger RNA from Ylistrum balloti, 3844 nucleotides. RefSeq names its product transcription elongation factor S-II-like. Gene Ontology annotation, cellular component: nucleus. The transcript has 11 exons. Gene Ontology annotation, molecular function: zinc ion binding; nucleic acid binding. The coding region runs from base 84 to 1007 and encodes 307 amino acids. NCBI's taxonomy places the organism in Eukaryota, Metazoa, Mollusca, Bivalvia, Pectinida, Pectinidae. The record is from RefSeq and is a predicted model, not a curated record. Gene Ontology annotation, biological process: transcription elongation by RNA polymerase II; DNA-templated transcription.